GACGGUUAGGAGCCGCUGCAAAACCAGUUCAACAAUUCUCUCUCCAUGCCCCGUCGCGUCCGCCAAUUUGAAUCCAUUUUUGACCAACAGACUUUGUCAGCUUUUAAUUUGCUUUACAAGUCUUUCGUUUGCAGAUGGGGCCAUCCUCGAGCGAAAAAAAAAACUAAAAAAAUAAGUAGCCAUUAAAUCCAUCAGCAAAAUCAUCUUAAAAUUUCACAAAGUAGCACUCUUUUUCAACGAAUAACAAUCACAACUGCGCCUAUAUGUAGCCUGAUAUGACUACGUGUUGGAAAAUGCUCAUUCGACCUAGUGUUCUUCGUCACACAAUUUUCUCCACCAAACGGGGCAUCUCCACUUCACAUCCAAUUAUCAUCUCUAAAGGUAGAUUGAGCAGAAGUAGAGUUGCGAAAUUCUUGACAGUGAGAUCUUCAAUGAGUUCAUCAUCUACGCAAGUUGAGCAAGUUGAUAGAUUAUUGAGUGGCCGAAACGAUGACCACGGUGGAGUGAUUGUUGAAAUGACGAAUGAGCCCUUGGAUCCCGCUGUUUUUGCUUCCUUGCUCAGAGCCUCCCUUUCCCAAUGGCGCCAGAAGGGAAAGAAGGGUGUGUGGAUUAAAAUGCCUAUAGAGCUUGUGAGUCUUGUUGAAUCUGCUGUUAAGGAAGGAUUCUAUUUUCACCAUGCAGAACCUAAGUAUUUGAUGCUUGUGCAUUGGCUUCCUAGCACGCCCAGCACUCUACCAGCAAAUGCCUCACAUCGAGUGGGAAUUGGUGCUUUCGUCUUGAAUGAGAAGAAUGAAGUGUUAGUAGUUCAGGAGAAGAGUGGGGGGUUCCGCGGAACAGGUGUGUGGAAGUUCCCGACAGGAGUUGUUGAUGAGGGUGAAGAUAUAUGCGAUGCUGCAGUUCGAGAAGUGAAAGAAGAAACUGGAAUCGAGUCAAAGUUUUUGGAAAUACUAGCUUUCAGACAAAGUCACAAAUCAUAUUUCGAUAAAUCGGACUUGUUCUUCGUAUGCAUGCUUCAACCGCUCUCUAAAGAGAUCCAGCCACAAGAAGCAGAAAUUGAGGCAGCCCAGCGCCGUAUUAUUCAACUUUUUUGCACCAUAUCCAUAACCAAAGCUUGCUGCUGCAGUGGAUGCCAUUUGAAGAAUAUGCGGCCCAACCGUUCAUCCAGAAGCACGAUCUUCUUAAGAAAAUAUCUGAGAUAUGCGCGGCAAAGAAGGAGAAGAGAGGGUACCCUGGAUUUUCACCGGUGGCGACAACGACAGGAUUCUCUCAGAAGAAGAGCUAUUUGUACAUCAACAGCCAAUGCCUCAACUUAGAGGACUAAUUAAGAGGUUCUUGGCUCUGUAACAACAUUCAAGUUUUCUUUAGUUUGAUACUUACUAUUCAAUUGCUUUAUUUUGAUAA
Salvia splendens (bonfire salvia) is the source of this 1401-nucleotide messenger RNA. RefSeq names its product nudix hydrolase 2. Bases 276 to 1313 code for a protein of 345 amino acids. Lineage: Eukaryota; Viridiplantae; Streptophyta; Magnoliopsida; Lamiales; Lamiaceae. Gene Ontology annotation, molecular function: NAD binding; NADH pyrophosphatase activity; ADP-ribose diphosphatase activity. The transcript is spliced from 9 exons. The record is from RefSeq and is a predicted model, not a curated record.